This is a messenger RNA of Brenthis ino (lesser marbled fritillary), 981 nucleotides long. The record is from the annotation of a GenBank genome assembly. NCBI's taxonomy places the organism in Eukaryota, Metazoa, Arthropoda, Insecta, Lepidoptera, Nymphalidae.
AUGAAAGCUGUAUCAGCGGUUUUUAUUUGGUUAGUUGUCGCCGUAGCUGCAUACGAUGAUCAGUGCCCACCGGAACAGGAGCAUGACUGGUCUAUAGAAAAGCUACUUCGGCAUGAGGAUUGUAAUAAAUUCUACAAGUGUACCUAUGGAGUACCCGUAGAAAUGACAUGUCCUCAUGAUCUAUUUUUCAAUCUGGAAACUUGGCAAUGUGAUUGGCAAGAAAAUGUGAAUUGCACGGGUAGAGUUAUUCCGGAUGAAUUUACUACUACCACAAGAGAGCCAGCACCAACAACAACGACAACCACCACGCCAGCUCCAACAACAACGACAACCACCACGCCAGCUCCAACAACAACGACAACCACCACGCCAGCACCAACAACAACGACAACCACCACGCCAGCACCAACAACAACGACUACCACCACGCCAGCACCAACAACAACGACAACCACAACCCCAGCGCCCACAACAACAACCACAACGACGACCACUACUACACCAGCUCCUACAACAACAACUACUACAACAACGACACCGGCACCUACAACAACGACAACUACCACACCGGCACCCACAACAACAACUACUACAACAACAACGACACCGGCACCUACAACAACGACAACGACAACUACCACACCGGCACCCACAACAACUACUACUACAACACCAGCACCUACAACAACCACUACGACGACACAGGCACCAACAACGUCGUCCACAACACAGGGACCAACUACGCCAGAUUUCAAUUCCAACGGUUGUCCAGUUAAUCCACAUAUUCACUGGCUGCUUCCACAUGAAGAGUAUUGUAAUCUUUUCUACUACUGUGUUUGGGGUGAAAAAGUAUUAAGGCAGUGUCCAAUUACUACGCAUUUCAACAGAAUUCUCCAGGUUUGUGAUUGGCCCUACAGAGCCGGAUGUGUCAAUUCUUCCAGCAACCACAUGGAAAGUAGAAGCAUUUUGGCGGCCAUGAAA